UGUAGGUGCGUGCCUGGUGAGUGAUCACGAGUAUAUAUAGCGCUUGCAACGACCAAUGUUCAAGGUUGAACUGUGACUAUACAAGAUAUAGAAUUUGAUUCGUUCGUGGUCCAUAUAUUCAGCUUGCUCAAUCUACUUUUAUUUUGAUUUUUUUCCACAUUCGACAUGAAGAAAACCACUCGGCCAGUCUUCCCAGUACCGGCUUCACCCAUAACAACCCCACGACUACUACUCCGGCCAAUCCGUCAAGAUGACCUCGACGACUUCCACGCUCUCCGUACCCAGAUCGAUGUGAUGAAAUGGAGCAGUACUGGGAUCAUUGACGCGAACAAGGAAGCCACUCAAACUUGGAUGAACGGACUCCUGCCCCCAAACGAUGCCACCACUUUCUCUUUCGCUGUGGAAGAAAGUGAAGCUCCGGGAAAAGUCAUUGGCGUUAUAGGGUGUCGCAGGCCAGAACCCCCAGAACUUAGCUUCGCUUUCAGGAAGGAAACCUGGGGGAGGGGAUAUGCUGGCGAGGCACUUGGACGAUGGCUUCAGGCUUGGUGGGAGUUGCCCAGGAGGGAAUUGAUCAUACAAAAUGACAAAUCAGUGGUACCGCUCGACAAGUCCACUACCGAGAGACCGGACGAGGCUGUCGUGGUGCCUGAGAUCUUGCAUGCUCAUACAUACGCCAAAAAUACGCCGAGCGCUCGACUGCUGUCUAAGUUUGGAUUUCGGAUCGCAGGCGAGAAGACGGUUGUUCGUGAUGGUCAGGACAAAAAGGUCCUCAUGUUGGAGCUCGAACAACCCAGGUGAAGUUGUGUCCUACAGUGGCCAGGUCCCCUUUCAUGCCAAAAUCAGCACUAAACCAUAUUAGGCAGGUCGUGAAUAGUCUUACAGUAUCCUACAGCAAAGGGCGACCGCCCGUUCUACAAAUACGCUUUCGAGAUUUCCAGUAGUCUAUAGGGCAAACUAUUCCUUAGACCUAUAGCCUAUUAAUGCCUAUUAAGUAGCGG
Messenger RNA from Exophiala dermatitidis NIH/UT8656, 998 nucleotides. RefSeq lists its product as uncharacterized. The record is from RefSeq and is a predicted model, not a curated record. NCBI's taxonomy places the organism in Eukaryota, Fungi, Ascomycota, Eurotiomycetes, Chaetothyriales, Herpotrichiellaceae. Bases 166 to 798 code for a protein of 210 amino acids. The transcript has a single exon. Gene Ontology annotation, molecular function: acyltransferase activity, transferring groups other than amino-acyl groups.